UGUCCAUCUGUAUGAAUACUUCGGAUGUGGUAUAAAAACUUCGGCAGCUCCGCACUCUGCGGUCGGACUCGUCAACAGGAUUACCGGAGAUGCUGAAGUUUGCGGUGACCGUAAGCGCUUUGGUGGCCGUCGCCUGGUCACGUGCCAUGGCUCCCGACGGCCUCCACCCGACAUCGGAUGAGAUGAUCGAUUUCAUCAACAACCUCAACACGACUUGGACGGCUGGUCGCAACUUCGACAAGUCCAUCAGUCUGGAAUAUCUUCGAGGUCUGCUGGGCGUCCACCCGAUGUCGCUCAUGCACCGUCUGCCGGCAAUCGAGCACGACGUCGAUCCGGAUGAUCUUCCUGAUAGCUUCGACGCCCGCCAGAAAUGGAGCCACUGUCAUUCCAUCGGAGUCAUCAGGGACCAAGGUGCUUGUGGAUCCUGCUGGGCGUUCGGAGCAGCGGAAGCCAUAUCGGACCGUAUCUGCAUUCACAGCCACGGGAAGAUCCAAGUGAACAUUUCAGCGGAAGAUCUUAUGGACUGCUGCCAAAUGUGCGGUCCUGGGUGCGAUGGCGGGCAAUCUAGUGAUGCGUGGGAGUACUGGAAAGAUGAAGGCCUUGUGACUGGUGGUCUCUACGGCACCGAGGACGGCUGCAAGCCCUACACAUAUCCUCCCUGCGAACACCAUGUGAAGGGCAAGCGACCAUAUUGUACGAUAAUCCAGAUGCAGGAGUGCCAAAAGAAAUGCCGCGAUGGGUACCGGAAGACGUACGCAGAGGACAAACACUAUGGGAAAACAGUUUACACCGUUGGACCAGACCAAGACCAGAUUCAAGCAGAGAUCUACAAAAACGGUCCAGUGGAAGCUGACUUCCACGUCUAUGAAGAUUUCUUCAGCUACAAAUCCGGUGUGUACCAACACCACGGCUUCGAUUACAUUGGCAGCCAUGCAGUUAAAAUCCUGGGAUGGGGCACAGAACACGGUGUGCCCUACUGGCUGGUGGCCAACUCGUGGAACACCGACUGGGGAGACAACGGCUACUUCAAGAUCCUGCGGGGCUUCGAUGAAUGCGGAAUUGAAGACGCCAUCAAUUCUGGAAUGCCACAUCAUCAGACCCUGCAGAGACCCAGGGAUUCCAUCGGAGUCAUCACAGACCAAGUAGUUCUGGGUGGAUCCUGCUUACCGGAGAUGUUGAAGUUUGCCGUGACUCUAAGCGCUAUGGUGGCCGUCGCCUGGUCACGUGCCAUGGCUCCAGACGGCCUCCAUCCGACAUCGGAUGAGAUGAUCGACUUCAUCAACAACCUCAACACGACUUGGACGGCUGGUCGCAACUUGGACAAGUCCAUCAGUCUGGAAUAUCUCCGAGGUCUGAUGGGCGUCCACCUGAUGUCGCUCAAGCACCGUCUGCCGACAAUCGAGCACGACGUCGACCCGGAUGAUCUUCCCGAUAGCUUCGACGCCCGCCAGAAAUGGAGUCACUGUCAUUCCAUCGGAGUCAUCAGGGACCAAGGUUCUUGUCUAUCUGACUGGGCGCUCGGAGCAGCGGAAGCCAUAUCGGACCGUAUCUGCAUUCACAGCCACGGGAAGAUCCAAGUGAACAUUUCAGCGCAAGAUAUUAUGGCCUGCUGCGUGUGGUGCGGUGAUGGGUGCGGUGGCGGGCUACCUGGUAACGCCUGGACGUACUGGAACAUUGAAGGCAUUGUGACUGGCGGUCUCUACGGCACAAAGGACGGCUGCAUGCCCUACUUAAAGCGUCCCUGCGAACACCAUGUCAAGGGCGAGCGAGAACCUUGUAAAAUCACCCAGACUCCGAGGUGCCAAGAGAAAUGCCGCGAUGGGUACGAGAAGACCUACACGGAGGACAAACAUUAUGGUCAAAAACCUUACUCCGUUAGACAAGACCAAGACCAGAUUAAGGCAGAGAUCUACAAAAACGGUCCAGUGGAAGCUGACUUCGACGUCUAUGAAGAUUUCUGGCACUACAAAUCCGGUGUGUACCAAAAGCAUACUGGCCCAUACUUUCACAGCCAUGCAGUUAAAAUCCUGGGAUGGGGCACAGAAAAGGGUGUGCCCUACUGGCUGGCGGCCAACUCGUGGAACACCGACUGGGGAGAAAACGGCUACUUCAAGAUCCUGCGAGGCUCCAAUGAAUGCGGAAUUGAAGAUUACGUCAUUGCUGGAAUUCCACGGAAUGAAUAAACCACUUGUGUAUGGUUAUCUGUA
Molecule: messenger RNA, 2207 nt
Organism: Ornithodoros turicata
Lineage: Eukaryota; Metazoa; Arthropoda; Arachnida; Ixodida; Argasidae
Exons: 16
Coding region: 90-2183 (697 amino acids)
Biological process (GO): regulation of catalytic activity
Cellular component (GO): lysosome
Molecular function (GO): cysteine-type endopeptidase activity
Source: RefSeq, a predicted model, not a curated record